Messenger RNA from Dermacentor andersoni, 2061 nucleotides. RefSeq lists its product as uncharacterized. The record is from RefSeq and is a predicted model, not a curated record. NCBI's taxonomy places the organism in Eukaryota, Metazoa, Arthropoda, Arachnida, Ixodida, Ixodidae.
AUGCGUGACAAGCCGCAUGACCUCCGAGGGCCGAGAAACGUGCAUCGUGGAGCAGAGUUCGAUCCGUUCAAGCCGCCUUCCAAGUUGGAGGAGCUCGUCGGCACGACUGGCGCCAGCUACGCGACACCCAUCAUGGCGUCUCCUCCUAUAAACAAGCUUCCAGUGAAGCGCUUGUCUUCAUUUCCCGGAAUUCCCAAUUCCGAGGCAGACGUGAAACCGCAGAAGCCAGCGGCCCUGAACUUCUCCAAGCGGGAUGAAAUUGCGGCAAUGCAAAAACUGGCUGGAGAAGGUGGCCUCGUAUUGGAUAUUUGGCUUGGAGCCGAGUGUGUCACCAACAUCUGCACCGACGUGGUGAUGAUCCUACUUCUUUGGAGGGAGGUGCUAAUUACGCGCGCGUUGGGCGCGUUUGUGGUGUGGAACACCCUGGCGGUGAUGUGCUGCUGCUGCGGCAACCUGGUCGGCCUACGUUACCCACCUAAAUGGUACACACACCGAGACGUGGAAGAGCUCACAAUGCACGAGAAGGUGAAGAUUUUCAUCUUCUGGGCACCCGUGAUCAUAGCUAUUGCAUUCGCAAAGGUGUAUUACACGAGCCUGCUGUACCAGUUCUACAGAAUCUACAAAGUGACCCGCGGCAAGGCUUACGACGGAGAGGGCCUUGCGGAAAUGGCGUGCAGCGGACGAGCGUCCAGGGCGCGAACACCCGCUGUGCCCACAGCCGCCGAAGGCAGAACACCCGCCGGCCUCUCGCCGCUGCACCCGCACGGCGUAGCGCUGCCAACCGCAGUCCCCGAAACCCCACUCACGGCAGUCCAAACGCCCAGCGGCCCUUCGCAGUCCUCCGUUACCCCGCGAGACGGCGGGACGGCCGUGGCCUCCGCGAUGACGAGCUUCUCGGCGACGCCUCAGCCGCAGACGGCAGACUGUUCUGCAGCGGUGACUCCUCGGCCGAUCAUUCAAAAACCCAUGAAACCACGUGUGGCAGCCGAACGGGAUCUAGCCGUGACGGUCGACUCCAAAGCAAAGUCUCGACCACCGGCCGCCGGUCGUACGAAAAAGCAGCCCUGCACUGCAAUGCCGACUGCAAUGGACGGUCGCAAUGCCGACGGCAAAGCGACGGCGACAAAGAGCCCCACUGAACGCACGCGACCGUUUAGCCAACCCACUUAAACCUGCUCAGGCAGCGAUGCCGCUGCAGCGUCCACGGCAGCCAGCGAUAGGUGGCAGACGGCACCGACAGCGUUCGCAGACGUCACAGACUCCUCGAGGACGCAGAAGCUUCGUAUAGGUGCUAUUAACUUAUUGCGGUGCUAUUAUUGCCUUCUAUACAUCAUUUAAAAGAAAUAAGAAUGUUGGCUUUGGUGUCACUUAGUGUCGAAGCAGCUGCAAAUAUCUUAGUGUCCAAUAAGUAUGCCACGCCAGUUUCGCAUACCUUAGACCGGAACAAUUACUUUUGCUAAUAACAAAAAUUUCACGCCAUAGGCAAUUUGUGAUAGCGGUGUAUCGCCGCUGCUCGUAGUUGCAUUCCGAUAGCUCUGUUGAUUUGUAAUGGAUGAAGGUCCUUCAAGAAAUGUUGUUCUGCUCGUAAGGCGGGGGAGGACAAUUUCCAACGCAGUUAAUAUUAGGCAGUGUACACCAACAUAGCAACACAGACCGAGCACAGAAGUUACAUGGCUAGAGGCGUAUAUGUGGAAAGCCUGCAAAGCAACACCUGGCCAAUCAUUAUGCCAGUACGCGUAGUUUGUUUGGGAAAAUAUAGGCUGGACACUUUUUACCUUAGAAGCGGUUUUUCGCGAAAUCGCCCGCACACUUUUGUGGCAUAAUUGCGGAGGAAGUUAUGUCAUGGCGUUACGCUGCGGAAUGUGGCCUGCUUUCAGACUGCCCGCUUCAGGACGAAUGAAGAGCCGUUUCUCACGCGUUUGUCUCCUUCACGGGGAAGUGAAUGGUGUUUUCGAAUUUGACUCCGCUUUAUUUCGCCUAUAUAUGCAAGCGAUAAAUAGUGUUUAAGGAAAUUGUUUAUAGGAGAAGUCUAUCUUUCUAGCGUUCUUCGACUCAGUUACC